Gadus macrocephalus (Pacific cod) is the source of this 2875-nucleotide messenger RNA. RefSeq names its product transmembrane anterior posterior transformation 1a (gene tapt1a). Gene Ontology annotation, biological process: positive regulation of cilium assembly; maintenance of protein localization in endoplasmic reticulum. The coding region runs from base 36 to 1853 and encodes 605 amino acids. Lineage: Eukaryota; Metazoa; Chordata; Actinopteri; Gadiformes; Gadidae. Gene Ontology annotation, cellular component: endoplasmic reticulum membrane; ciliary basal body. The transcript is spliced from 15 exons. The record is from RefSeq and is a predicted model, not a curated record.
UCGGAGUGAUGACGUAGUUGUGACGCGGCGGUAAGAUGGCGGCCUCGUUGGGCUCCAGAGAAGCGGACAUCGGGAAGAGGAGACAGAAACGUCCGUGGGAAGACGUCACCAUGUCGGGUGAGACCGGUGUGGCCCCCAGCCUCCCGGAGAACAUCGGCUUCUACGACCUGGACGCCGUCCGGAGGGAGCGGCGAAGGGACCCGGACCCGUCCCUCGCCCACUUCCUGUCUGCUGAGCUCACCAGAGGUUACUUCCUGGAGCACAACGAGGCUCAGUUCAGAGAGCGCAGAGAGAAGGUCUACACCUGCAUGAGGAUCCCCAAGGAGCUGGAGAAGCUGAUGGUGUUCGGCUUCUUCCUGUGUCUGGACGCCUUCCUGUACGUCUUCACUCUGCUGCCGCUGCGUGUGCUGCUGGCCCUGCUGAGAGUGGUAACGCUGCCAUGCUGCGGAGCCCGGCCUCACACCUGUCCCUACUGCAGGAGAAACAGUGGGUCCCGCGUGCUGCAGCCUGCCCAGGUGUGUGACGUGCUGAAGGGGCUCAUCCUUCUGCUCUGCUUCUCCAUGAUGACCUGUGUGGACUACGCCAUGAUGUACCACCUGAUCAGGGGCCAGUCUGUCAUCAAGCUCUACAUCAUCUACAACAUGCUGGAGGUGGCGGACCGGCUCUUCUCGUCCUUCGGUCAGGACAUCCUGGACGCGCUCUACUGGACGGCCACGGAGCCCAAGGAGCGCAAGAGGGACAGCAUCGGGGUCCUCCCACACUUCUGCAUGGCCGUGUGCUAUGUCUUCCUCCAUGCCCUCCUCAUCAUGGUCCAGGCCUCCACACUCAACGUGGCCUUCAACUCGCACAACAAGUCGCUGCUCACCAUCAUGAUGUCAAACAACUUUGUGGAGAUCAAAGGGAGCGUCUUCAAGAAGUUUGAGAAGAACAACCUCUUCCAGAUGUCCAACAGCGACAUCAAGGAACGCUUCACCAACUACAUCCUGCUGAUCAUCGUCUGUCUGAGGAACAUGGAGCAGUUCUCCUGGAACCCAGAGCACCUGUGGGUACUGUGUCCCGACGUCGUCAUGGUGAUCACCUCGGAGGUUGCCGUCGACAUCAUCAAGCACGCCUUCAUCACCAAGUUCAACGACAUCACCGCCGACGUCUACAGUGAGUACCGCGCCAGUCUGGCCUUUGAACUGGUCAGCAGCCGGCAGAAGAACGCCUACACAGACUACAGCGACUCCGUGGCUCGGAGGAUGGGCUUCAUCCCGCUCCCGCUCGCUGUCCUGCUGAUCCGGGUAGUGAUGAGUUCUCUGAAGGUGCAGGGAGCUCUGGCCUACUGCUGCGUCUUCCUCUGCUACCUCGGCCUGGUGUCCCUCAAGGUGCUGAACAGCAUCGUGCUGCUGGGGAAGUCCUGCAUCUACGUCAAGAGAGCAAAGAUGGAGGACAAGCUGUUUGAUCGCCCGGCGCCCCCCAGACCGCCCCCAGGAAAAGCGGACCAGGAGCCAAGCCCCGCCCCCUCAGGUGUGGACAAGACCUCGGCUACUUCCUGCAGAGCAACGUCCACCUUCUCCUCCUCCUGCUCCUCCUCCUCAGUGACCAGCCAGCCUCCCCCGAGGACUGACCUCCCGCCCCCCCCUCCCUCCUCCUCCUCCACCACCACCAUCCUAUCCGACCCCGACCCCAGCACUGACCCCACCCCCGACCCCUGCCUGGCCAGCGACACGGCCCCCCCGCCAGCCCCUCCCCCCCCGGAGGACCCUGCCCUCCCCGGCGAGGAGGCGGGGCCAGACCUCCGAGUCAGAGGGGCCAAGAAGGACCUGCUGGAAAUCGACCGCUUCACCAUCUGUGGGAACCGCAUCGACUAGACCGCCCAGAACCGCAUCGACUAGACCGCUGAGUCCCAGCCCGCGGUGUGGGACCGUCUGACCCUCUCUGGUUCUGGGGGCGGAACAAAGAACCAAGAAGAACAGAUCUUCAUCCUGGACCGCCUGCUGGUUCGACGGGGUUCGAUGGGUCCAAACACUACUCUCUGGUCUCCGUGUUUUUCAACAGGAAGCUCUUCAGAGCGUUCAGGCUGUGGACGGACUCCAGUGGGCUCAUCCAAAACGCCUUAAACCAGACGCCUGAUUGUGUGGAGGUGCUCUGAAUGAAGGGCCUGAUUCAACCCCCUCUCCUGGCUCCUCUCCAGGCCCCUUCAAAGCAAUGUCUGGAGUGUUAUUGAUCAGAUGUGAUUUUGAUAUGAAGUGUGUGAGGAGCAGCUGAGGUCCUCAUGUUUGACUCUAGACGUCCAGCAGGGGGCGAUGUGCCAAAGUACAGGAUCACUUUUCUACAGACAGGAAGUAGUUUUAUAUCCAGAGACUUUAGAGGGACCAUGCAGUAAUGCAUCACUACGGUGACCACCGCGUUCAUUCACAAGAAGGUAAAGUGUUCUGUUGCCAUGACUUACCUUCUGAGUUCUUGUUGCCAUGGUGAUCUUGGUCACUUUGUGGAGGAUUUAUAAACAGCGAAUUCUGGUGUUUUUAUUUUUGGGAUUCUUUUUUAAUAAUUACUUCCAUUGAAGCCUAAUGAAGAUGUAUUUCUGAGUUGUGAUUAUAAUAAUCCUUAAGUUGGGAACUGCUUUUGAACCGGAUCUAACCAAUCAGAAACGGAUCGGACCAAUCAGAACCUGAUCUAACCAAUCAGAAGAGUUCUACAGGAGGGGUGGGACCUUGAGGUGAUGGAUCCAGAUAGAGAUAGAUAAAUAGUUUUAUCUAUCUAUAGAUACAGAUAUUAUAUAUAUUCCUGAUCGGUACACUGCCCUCGUUAUUUCUGCUGCUGCGACUGUAAUUUAUUGUUUUUAUAUCGUGUCAAAUGCACUAAUUUGAAUUAAUAAAAGCAGAUUCUAUGA